Messenger RNA from Xenopus tropicalis (tropical clawed frog), 6155 nucleotides. RefSeq names its product myomesin 1 (gene myom1). Gene Ontology annotation, cellular component: cytoplasm; sarcomere. The transcript is spliced from 40 exons. Gene Ontology annotation, molecular function: identical protein binding. The record is from RefSeq and is a predicted model, not a curated record. NCBI's taxonomy places the organism in Eukaryota, Metazoa, Chordata, Amphibia, Anura, Pipidae. The coding region runs from base 184 to 4851 and encodes 1555 amino acids.
UUCCACUGACACCGAGCAUUAUUUUUGCACUGGACUCACAAGUCCAGUCCUUAGUACUGGUGUCUGCAAACUCUUUGCUGGUUUCAACUUUGCUGGAUUUUAUUUUCUUCCCUACACGGUUUCCAGGUCUUCCCCAACUGCAUUACCCUACACCCAGUUUAAGAGGUGAACAGAGGUGGCAGGAUGUCUUUGCCCUUCUACCAAAAGCACCAUCAUCACUAUGACCGUGGUUACCGCAGCACAGACUUACAGUCAACUCUGAGCCAGUACCAACAUGAAGAGAAGCGUCAGUCUGCCUCUCGCAGCAGUCAUCUUGGACUCAAGUCAUCUUACACAAUGAGAGAAGAUAGAUCACAAAAGCUAAGUCCCAGGGCAAAGAGAACGAAACAUCUAACCCCAUUUGAAGACAAAGAGAAUGAAGGAGUUGACUAUGUGGUUCCAAUAUUUAGAGGACGUCAGGAAUAUGUGAGUGGAAUAACUGAUACUGAAGAAGACAGAAUUAUGGAGACUGCAGGUUAUGUAGCGAGAAGGAAUCUGUUUUCCACUGGAGAAGGAAUAAGUGUAUCAAGGGCUUCUUCAUCAUUAUCAGAACAUUCCGAGCACUACCAGAAAAAGUCACGAAGUGUUGAGAUAAGGGAAAAGGCUGAGCGACUUGCACUGAAAAAGACGAUAGAUGACACUGAGGACUUUCACAGAAAGAUAAAUGAAGAUAUGCUUCUUCAUGCUCCUAUAUUUAUCAUCAAGCCUCGUUCCCAUACCAUCUGGGAGACGCAAAAUGUCAAACUUCACUGCACAGUGAGUGGCUGGCCAGAGCCCCGUGUCACAUGGUACAAAAACAAUGUGCCCAUAGAUGAUCAGGCUCAUCCCGAGAAGUAUAAAAUUGAAGGUGGAUAUGGAAUUCACUCCCUGGAGAUCUUCAAGUGUGACUUUGAAGACACAGCUCAGUAUCAUGCCUCGGCUAUGAACGUGAAAGGAGAAAACUCAGCAUAUGCCUCCCUCGUGGUAAAGAGGUACAAAGGGGAUUUGGAUGACAGUGCUUUCCCACCCAAGAGCACACCCUUCAGCUUUAGCGUCACUCCAUACGGCUUCGCUUCCAAAUUUGACAUUCAUUUUGUUGACUCGUUUGGAGUGUCAUUUGGCAAAGAGGGUGAGACACUGAGCUUGGGGUCUAAAGUGAUCAUUCAUCCUACCAUCAAACGCUUCCAACCUGAGAUUCAGUGGUACAAGAAUGGAGUUCUGCUCUCUCCUUCAAAAUGGAGAAACAUGCACUGGAGCGGAGAACACUCGACCCUGACUCUUACCCACCUGAAUAAAGAAGAUGAAGGCUUAUAUACCCUUCGGGCUGUCAUGGGCGAAUACUAUGAACAAUACAGCGCUUAUGUAUUUGUCAGAGAUGCUGAAGCAGAGGUAGCUGGAGCCCCUGCUGCACCCUUGGAUGUGGAGUGUCUUGAUGCUAACAAGGACUAUGUUAUUAUCUCAUGGAAGCAGCCAGCUGUUGAUGGUGGGAGUUCCAUUCUAGGAUACUUUAUUGACAGAUGUGAAGUUGGGACCCAACACUGGACCCAGUGUAAUGACACACCCGUCAAGUUUGCCCGUUUCCCAGUCACUGGAUUAAUAGAGGGCCGUUCCUACAUCUUUCGUGUGAGGGCUGUAAAUAAAACUGGAAUUAGCAGGCCAUCCCGCGUGUCAGAACCAGUUGCUGCCCUGGAUCCAGCUGACAGAGCCCGAAUCAAGUGUCGCCCUUCUGCUCCAUGGACUGGGCAAAUCAUUGUCACAGAGGAAGAGCCUACUGAGGGAGUUAUUCCUGGGCCCCCAACUGAUCUCACUGUUACUGAAGCCACCAAGAACUAUGUGGUGCUUAGCUGGAAGCCACCUGGUCAACGUGGCCAUGAAGGUGUCAUGUACUAUGUAGAAAAGUGUGUUGCUGGAAUAGAUAACUGGCAAAGAGUCAAUACAGAGAUACCAGUGAAGUCCCCACGCUUUGCACUUUUUGAUCUGGCAGAAGGAAAAUCAUACAGUUUCCGUGUGCGUUCCUGUAACUCAGCCGGAGUCGGGGAGCCUUCGGAAGCUACUGAAGCCACUGUAGUAGGUGACAAGCUUGAUAUCCCACCACCUGCAAGUAACAUUAUACCAACAAGAAACACAGACACAUCAGUGGUUGUCACAUGGACUGAAUCAAAGGAUGCCAGAGAAUUGGUUGGGUAUUACAUCGAAGCCAGCAUUGCAGGGUCUGGGCACUGGGAACCAUGCAACAACAACCCUGUAAAAGGCAAAAGAUUCAUUUGCCAUGGGCUUCUCACUGGGCAGAAGUAUGUAUUUCGGGUCAGAGCUGUCAAUGCAGCAGGACUCAGUGACUACUCAUCUGACUCUGAGGCUAUAGAGGUCAAAGCAGCUAUAGGGGGAGGAUUGCCUCAUGCAACUCCAUCUCCACCCUAUGACAUCACUAUCCUUGAAAGUGUGCGCGAUUCCAUGGUAUUAGGAUGGAAAGAACCCAAAAUUACAGGGGGCCUGGAUAUCAAAGGCUAUUAUGUGAACUUCCGUGAAGUCAUUGAUGGUGUUGCUGGACAGUGGCAUGAGGCCAAUAUUAAAGCCAUUAGUGAAAGAGCAUACAGAAUUCUGAAUCUGAAAGAAAACACUGUGUACCAGUACGAAGUGAUGGCUUGUAACCUGGCUGGGGUUGGAACACCAUCACAGCCAAGCAAACCAUUCAAAUGUGAGGAAUGGACCAUUGCUGUGCCAGGACCUCCGCAUCAGCUCACACUAAGAGAGGUCAGGAGCACCUCCAUGGUUCUUCUUUGGCAGCCCCCUGUCUACACCGGCCGAAAUCCCGUUACAGGCUAUUAUAUUGAUAUUAAAGAGGCAGAUGCAGGAGAUGAACGCUGGAGAGGUGUCAAUGAAAAGCAAACUGCUAACAAAUACAUUAAGAUUGUAGACCUGCAGGAAGGGGCUCGCUAUGUCCUGAGAGUGAGGGCUGUAAACCAGGCAGGCGUUGGCAAAUCAUCUGAUCUAACUGAUCCUGUUCUGGCACAGACCAAACCAGGUACCAAAGAAGUAGAAGUGAUUGUUGAUGACGAUGGCAUCAUUUCUUUGAACUUUGAAUGUGAUCAGUUAACUCCAGACUCAAAGUUCAUAUGGUCCAAGAAUUAUGAGCCAAUUGAUGAUGAUUCUUCAAGGGUAUCAGUUGAGACCAAAGGUGGCAGGACAAAAGUUUCAUUCAAAGAUCCCUCAGAAGAGGACCUGGGAAUUUACUCCUGUGUUGUUACAGAGACUGAUGGUGUUUCAUCCAGCUAUACAUUAGAUGCAGAGGAGUUGAAACGCCUCCUGCAACUUAGCCAUGACAACAAAUACCCAGUUAUUCCUCUCAAAUCAGAAUUAGCUGUUGAGAUUUUGGAGAAAGGACAAGUUCGCUUUUGGAUGCAAGCUGAAAAACUUUCUCCAAAUGCCAAGGUCAACCAUGUGUUUAAUGACAAGGAAAUCAAGGAUGGUGAUAAAUACAAUAUGAGUAUGGACCGUAACACUGGUAUUGCACAAAUGGUCAUGGAGAAGCUUGAAGAUGAAGAUGAAGGCACAUAUACCUUCCAGCUUCAGGAUGGAAAAGCAACCAAUCAGUCCAGCUUGGUUUUGAUUGGUGAUGUGUUUGAAAAGUUAAAGAAAGAAGCAAGAUUUCAGAGACAAGAAUGGAUUAGGAAACAAGGUCCUCAUUUUGUUGAGUAUCUUGGAUGGGAAGUUACCCCUGAGUGCAAUGUGUUGCUAAAAAGCAAGGUGGCUAACAUAAGGAAUGAUACAAAUAUUUCCUGGUACAUAGAUGAGAGGGAGAUAAUGGAAGAUGAGAAGCAUGAGUUUAAAGAUGGCGUGUGUACUUUGCUCAUUACUGAGUUUACUAAAAAAGAUGCUGGUGUUUAUGAACUUAUACUUAGAGACGACAGAGGAAAAGACAAGAGUGUGCUCAAGCUUAUGGAUUCAGCAUUUGAUGACCUCAUGUCAGCAGUGUGCAAAGUGAUUGCUGAGUCUGCCUCUCAACUCAAAAUCCAGAGCAAUGAAGAAGGCAUCAGACUGUACACUUUUGUAAAUUACUUUGUAGACGAUCUGAAAGUAAGCUGGUGUCACAACGAUGGCAAGAUAAAAUACACGGACAGAGUUAAGACUGGUGUAACUGGAGAGAUGAUCUGGCUUCAAAUAAAUGAGCCUACACCAAAUGACAAAGGCAAAUAUGUUCUGGAAAUGUUUGAUGGAAAAUCAACACACACAAGGGACGUUGAUCUUUCAGGACAAGCUUAUGAUGAGGCAUUUGCUGAAUUCCAGAGGCUUAAACAAGCUGCAAUAGCAGAAAAAAAUCGUGCCAGGGUAACAGGAGGUUUGCCUGAUGUUGUUACCAUCCAGGAAGGAAAGGCACUUAACCUUACCUGCAAUAUCUGGGGUGAUCCAGUACCUGAGGUCACUUGGCUUAAGAAUGAAAGGGAGCUUAUUGGAGAUGAUCACUGCAUCCUGAAAUUUGAAGCUGGGAAGUACGCCAGUUUUACCAUUACCUGUGUCUCCACUACCGACUCCGGGAAAUAUGCCAUUCGGGCAAAGAACAAAUAUGGCACUGAGACUAAUGAUUUCACUUUGAUAGUGACACAUAUGAUGGGGGAGCUUGGAAUGGCUAUGUAUGUUGCUGAUGCAGCAGGGCAUGUCAUGGAAACAGUUACUCCAGGAAAAAAGAAGGAACCGAAAUCAAAAUUUCGCACCAAAGAAGUAUCAAAGCAAGAUUUGGUGAAACCACAUGUUGAAGAGAUUGUUGCAACUGAAGAGACACCAGGGCCAGAUGAGAAACCUAUCGUAGAAGAAGAAGAUAAUGGAAAACAAAAAUAAAGAGUGAAAGCCACACAGCAUGGAUACUAUGGAUAUAAGUAUAAUGAUGCAACAGAUGAAAAAAGUGAUUCAGCUCUGUAUCAUUAAGUUCAUUCAUGCUGGAGAAUUUACUGCAUCUCAGUGGCUGUGACAAAAAGCCCUGCUGUCCUAGGGGACAGUGAUUAUAUACGUUAUUGGAAGGAGACUCAUUUUUUCCUACUAUUUAGAUUUACAGUUACUAAAACUGUGCAUUACUUUAUCAACCUAUAGCAGCAAUGAUGUUACUUUGCUUUUAAGUCAACAAGAUGUUAAUCAGUCCUGUUGCAACAGUUACUGCCACCUGUGUGACCUUUCCAAUAGGAACCAAUUAAUAAUGAAAUGAAACAAUUGUAGCAGCUUUGGUGUUGCUAGUGAAGGGCUAUUUACUACUUGCAGGGCAGGGUGCAAAGUGUAAAAAAGGGCACAAUCCCCCAUGGUUUGUGCACAGUGUUCCCUGCUCUGCAAGUAGCAGAAUUGCCACAGGUCUACACGUUUGACCCAUAAGUAAAGUGUUGCAUUUGCCAGUGCUGUGUUCAUGAGGGGCAGAUGGGGGGAGGCACGUAGCCAUCCCCUCCCAUUCCUGACUUUGUGCAUUACAAGUUGAGAGUGGCACCGGACACAGGCUGCAUCAGGGGCCCUGUACUAAACAUCUGCCCUAUAGUAAGGACACACACUGUACUGUGCAACUUGCGCUUGAUUUUUAUGCCCCCACAAAGUGCAAAGAGCAACCUGACCCCAGACAGAAGUGAUCUCUAAAGGGACACCCUUUUGUGCUCUCUUCUUGCACUUCUGUCUAGGGUUUAAGCAAAUGUCACUUUUUUUCUUUUACAGUUACCUGUGCUCCACAUUGUAUCACAGACACAAGCAUUGUUUCACAAAACAAACUAGAUUUAGUUGCCUAAGAAAAUGUAUCUAACAAUUUAUUACCAGACCUGCAGCAAACUUUGUACCUGUACCCUCACAUGAGGCAAGUGUACUAGUUUCUAGUAACUAGCAGCAGAUUUUAAGCAGCAGACCUGUAAAUGCUACCCACUGAUUGGAUACUAUGGUUUAUCAGAAAUGGAGCAAAUGCAGCACUUUUUUAACUUAUAGCCCCAUUAUAUUUGUUUGUGGCUUUCCACUUGAUGCAUAUCAUUUUUUCGAGAUAGUGUAUACAUACCUUUAUAACGAUUUAAGAAUAAUGUAACCAUUUUGUAUUUCACUUUCAAAUUAUGUUUUGUAUUUAAAUACAUUUAAUUCCUUAUUCAGUCUGAUCAAUAAAGCACAUCUAAAUGUUUUCUUCAUUA